UCAAGUCUUUUUAAGAAAAGAAGUCUUAUUUAUAAAUUAAAACCCUUAGUUUAGUUCAGUAGAUCCAAAUCCGAUCCAUACAUCAAUCUCAUGGCUUCAAAGAAACCAAGAGAUCGAGAAAUGGUAGCAGUAGUAGAAUCCGUCUACUCACUCGUCCCGCUUCUAUUCAUACUCGUCGCCUGCGUCGACCUCUGCGACGCCGCCACCGUCGUCGACGUAUACCGUCUCAUUCAAUACGACAUCUCCGGCGUGCCCUUUGGAUCUCGCCUCGCCUCUCUCAACCACCACGCCAGCUCCUUACACUUCGCUCCCGGUUCUGAUCUUUCUCGUUCCGUGGUCAUCAUGCCUAUUCUUGAAAUCAAUUUCACUUCCCUUACCGAGUAUAUUACUAAAAGAAUUCCGUUAGGAGGAUUGUUGAUUUUGCUUCCUGAAAGCCUUAACUUCCAAAAUGUCAGAGGAGAAGCUGUGUCUGCUGAUUCUCAGUCUCAAUCACAUGACAUGGAGAUGGUUACAGCUGUAUUAACUUCACUUGAUCGCUUACUUAAACAUUCCAACAUACCUUUUCCGACGUAUUUCGCAUUCGAGAAUGAUGACAUUGAUAUGGUAUUGGCGGAUGUCAAGAGGAAUGAUAUUUCCGGUCAACCUGCUACUGCUACUACUGGCGGGUAUAAGCUUGUUGUCUCAGCAUCAGAGCCCAAGAAAAUUGCAUCUCCCACCAUUACAAAUAUUCAGGGAUGGUUGCCAGGUUUAAAAGUGGAUGGAGAGUCAAACCAACUUCCAACCAUUGCUAUUGUAGCUUCAUAUGAUACAUUUGGAACUGCUCCUGCAUUAUCGGUAGGAAGUGAUAGCAAUGGAAGUGGCGUUGUGGCUCUUCUUGAAGUUGCUAGGUUAUUUUCUCUUCUUUAUUCAAAUCCAAAGACAAGAGGAAGAUACAAUUUACUUUUUGGGCUAACAUCAGGUGGACCUUAUAACUACAACGGAACUCAAAAGUGGCUUCGGAGCUUUGAUCAACGCAUGCGUGAGAGCAUCGACUAUGCUAUUUGCUUGAAUAGUAUUGGUGCAUGGGAUAAUGAACUGUGGAUUCAUGUGUCUAAGCCUCCUGAAAAUGCCUAUAUCAAGCAAAUUUUUGAAGGCCUCUCAAGUGUUGCGAAGGAGCUAGGCAUUGAAGUUGGUUUGAAGCACAAGAAAAUCAAUAUUUCAAAUCCAAGAGUAGCUUGGGAGCACGAACAGUUUUCAAGGCUGAGGGUCACUGCUGCCACCCUUUCUGAACUCUCUGUUGCACCUGAAAUGUUGGAAAGCUUUGGAGGUCUAUCAGAUUUAAGGUAUUUAGUAAAUGAAACUGCGAUUGUCAGAAGUAUCAAGUUAGUUGCUGAGAGUAUUGCGAGGCAUGUCUAUGAUCAUCAAGGGAAGAACAUAAAUAUCUUUGCAGAUGACAGUAGUUUGGCUGUCAAUCCAUCUUACAUACGUUCAUGGUUGGAUCUUUUGUCACAAACACCACGAGUAGCACCAUUUUUAUCAAAGAAUGAUGCAUUGGUGAUGGCAUUGAAAAAGGAACUAGAGAAUCAUGCUCAAGAAGUAAAUGUACAGCAUGAAGUGCUCGAUGGAAUAUUCACAUUCUAUGGCUCGACUAGUGCUAAGCUAAACAUAUAUCAGGUUGCUAGUGUAACAUUUGACUUGUUGUUGCUUCUGGUGCUGGGAUCAUAUUUGGUAGUGCUUUUCAGCUUUCUCGUCAUCACAACGAGGGGUCUUGAUGAUCUUAUAAGCUUAUUUCGACGACCUGCCUCUCGCAAGGUGAAAAUGGCUUGAUAAAUGAAGAGAUGUAUUAUGUACUGAAGAUGCAUCAGUAGCUUGAAGUUUGUCCCUGCCACGAAGAAGUUUGUUGGGGAUAACUUGGACUGUAUUGUUGAUUAGUUCAGAAUGGCUAGGAAUUAUUUAAAUUUUGGUUCUAGGAAGAUAUAUUACAACUCUAGUUGCCCGAAUGAGAACAAUAAUUUAGAUAACCGCGAGCAAAUUUUGAUUAAUUUACAUAUUUUAAGUGAAAAACUGUUGUUAGCAUUUCUUUGUAAGGAUAAAGGUGUAUUUUUAAGACCAUGGUAAUGAGUUGCUCCAUUUUUCAAUUACUA
Messenger RNA from Mercurialis annua (annual mercury), 2123 nucleotides. RefSeq lists its product as uncharacterized. Gene Ontology annotation, cellular component: endoplasmic reticulum membrane. The transcript has 14 exons. The coding region runs from base 91 to 1806 and encodes 571 amino acids. NCBI's taxonomy places the organism in Eukaryota, Viridiplantae, Streptophyta, Magnoliopsida, Malpighiales, Euphorbiaceae. Gene Ontology annotation, biological process: regulation of signal transduction. The record is from RefSeq and is a predicted model, not a curated record.